Purpureocillium lilacinum is the source of this 2277-nucleotide messenger RNA. RefSeq lists its product as uncharacterized. Gene Ontology annotation, cellular component: RSF complex. The record is from RefSeq and is a predicted model, not a curated record. Gene Ontology annotation, biological process: regulation of DNA-templated transcription. NCBI's taxonomy places the organism in Eukaryota, Fungi, Ascomycota, Sordariomycetes, Hypocreales, Ophiocordycipitaceae.
AUGCCGUCACGGAAACGGUCCCUGCAGUCCGUUGACGGCGAUGCUGGCGACACGGAUCACCCUGCGGGUGCCGAGCUUCUCGAUCGGAUCCGUAAUAUGUGGCAGUUUGCAAACGUCUGCCAAUGGAUCUACAUUUUUGGAAAGGUUGCAAAGAUCGACGAUUCGGUCGAUGUAGAGGAAAUGGAAGCAGAAUGCCUAAAGCCGCAGUCAACACUUCUCGCAGAUGUCGCACUAUCCAUCUUGAAGUUGGUCUCGUCGCACCGCGGCCUGACGCACGAUAUCUUCAACGACCAGAUGCGCAAGCAAUACCUGGCUAAAUCCCCCGACAGCAACCCCUUUGGAGAUGAGGACGCUCCUCGAAACUUUGCCGAUCUCGAUGUUUUCACAAAGAUCAAGGUCUUGCAGCAGCUGACGCAGUGGGUAAUGAUUCACCCCGAACGGCUGCGCGACAAAAUGGAGGAACAGAAGGAUACGGAGCAAGCAGGCUGGAGAAUUGAGCCCUACGGCUGGGAUCGGGACGAUCGAACAUACUUCGUCCUGGACGACAAUCGCAUCUACCGCAUGACUGAGCCACCUCCCGUGCUACCCCGACCCAAGGCGAAGAAGAGCAAGAUUUACCGAGCCGGCCGCCGAUCGAGCAAACGACAACGCAUCAGCUCCCCGCAAGCAGCAGAGUCCACACCGGAAGGAGAGGCGGGAGCAGAGCCCUCUGAUGACAGUUUAGGCGGAAACAUUUGGGAAUGCGUCGCUGUCACCCUCCAAGAGGUGCGAGCAUUUCUGGAGAGCCUAGGCAAGACUCGCGACGAGAACGAACGGAUCCUUCGGAGGCAGCUUCAACUGCAUCUGGUACCCAUUCUGGAGAAGCAGGAAGAGGCUCAGAAGCGGAAACACCUCCAGAGAGAACGGGAGCUGCUCAAUCUUGCAAAGAUGGCCAACGCAAAGAGGUCCAGCCGGAUUGCCGGCAAGGCAGAACGACAAAGACAAGAGGAGCAUGAAAGGGAAGAAGAGCAGCAGAGGCGAGAGGUCGAGGCGGCCAGAAGACGUGAAGAGCGGGAACGUCAGAAAAUGGAAAAAGAACGAGACUUCAGAAUGUUCUCGCGCCAACGUCGCCUGCAAGAGCGCGAAGCACGUCGUCUGCAACACGAGGAAGAGCUGGCACAGCUCUCGGAAGACAGCAGGAACACAACCACGGCACCGGGUCGGACGUCGGAGCGACGCCUCCUGGUAGAAAUCGAGAAGAGCAAGCAAGCCCUCCGAGAGCUGGAGGAGGAGGAGGAGGCCUGGGUCUUCGACUGCGUUUGCGGCCUCUACGGCCAAGUUGACGACGGCACGCAUAGCGUUGCCUGCGAGAGGUGCAAUGUGUGGCAGCACAGCAAAUGUCUGGGCAUCAGCGAAGACGACGCUGAUCGCGCUGAAUUUCACUUUGUCUGCAGCCCCUGCAAACGUCGGGACGAGGCUGCGAAAGCAGCGCCUCGGGGCGUCAUCAAGCUCAAACUUCAUCCGUCCGCCAGCGGCAGCACCGGUAACGCGCGAUCAGCUGAGGAACCCGCACAGGAUGCACCGGCUCCAAAGGCUCCGGCGGUGAACGCAAAUUCUCCCAGUGGAGAGGCUCAGUCCAUCGGCUCACGGGAUCUCACGUCGCCGCUCCAGGGGCAGCCGUCACCUCUUCCGUCGAGCGCCGCGGCACAUGUCAAGCCGGCGGCUCCUGUGGCACCUCUUACGACACCAACACUUUACGACGGUGGCCAAGAACAAACGUCUGUUUCGGCUGUCUAUGUUCUGCCGUUGAAACAAGAAUGGGCUCCCGAGCAUCCCAAAGCCACCAAGACUGCCCCCGCUCCUUCUGCCAUUGGCUCAAGGGCAUCGCCUCCUCGAGAGCGGAAUGGCAUCGCUAGGGCGAGCAAUGGAGACAUAAAGCCCGAACCUGCCGCCGGACCGACUGAUUCGGCCAGGAAGCCGGAGCCGAUACUCCUCGGCAGCAGCACAGGCCCGAACCGUAGUCCUUCUGCUGUUACCAACGCCGUUGUCGAAACUAAAGCAACUGGCCAUUCGAUCCCGGCCCUGUCCGUAGGGCAGCAACCAGAGGGCAUGAUCAGCCUAGUCGCCGAACCCGCCGGUCCUGCCAUUCAACCAAACGAAGAAGAUGUGGCCUACGCCAUGUCCAUUGUCGUGGAUUGGGACCGGCGCAAGCACGGCACGACGGCGCCGGCUAUGCGCGAAGACAGCCUUGUUCCCUUCACGAUCUCCGCUCCCAACUUGACCAAGGGCCCAGGCUAA